Molecule: messenger RNA, 3828 nt
Organism: Lodderomyces orthopsilosis Co 90-125
Lineage: Eukaryota; Fungi; Ascomycota; Pichiomycetes; Serinales; Debaryomycetaceae
Gene: PGA63
Product: Pga63p
Exons: 1
Coding region: 1-3828 (1275 amino acids)
Biological process (GO): endoplasmic reticulum organization; endoplasmic reticulum to Golgi vesicle-mediated transport; COPII-coated vesicle cargo loading
Cellular component (GO): endoplasmic reticulum exit site; COPII vesicle coat
Molecular function (GO): protein binding; structural molecule activity
Source: RefSeq, a predicted model, not a curated record
AUGGUUAAAAUAAGUGAAAUUAAUCGUACUUCAACAUUUGCAUGGAGUCUGGACAGUCUUCCAUUGUUAGCCACUGGAACAGUUGCGGGAGCCGUUGACAUUGACUUUAGUUCCUCAGCAACGUUGGAGAUAUGGGACAUAUUUUCACCAACUAGCAAAAACGAACCACUUUUCUCAGCACCUGUGGAGAAUAAAUUUUACGCAUUAGCAUGGUCAAAACCAUUCGAUGGUAGAUCAAGCGGGUUGUUGGCAGGCGCUUUUGAAAAUGGUAUUGUUGAAUUUUGGGAUGUGGCCACAUUGAUCAAGACCAAGGACCUCGCUAAAUCCUCUGUCCAUAAAUCCAACAAGCAUACUGGUGCUGUCAAGUCAUUACAGUUUAACCCCAUCCAACCUCAUGUACUUGUCACUGGUGGUUCCAAUGGACAAAUUUUUGUAUGGGACACCAAGAAUUUCAGCGAACCCUUUGCACCAGGUCAAGCAAUGACACCGAUGGAUGAGAUAAGCAGUGUUGCUUGGAAUAACUCAGUGAGCCACAUUUUUGCAAGCACCGGUAACAGUGGUUAUACCUCCAUUUGGGACCUUAAGAGUAAAAAAGAGGUUUUGCAUCUCUCAUACAAUGGGCCUGGUGGAAGAGCAAACUUUUCCCAUGUUGCAUGGCAUCCUACAAAAUCUACGCAAUUGGUUACUGCAAGCGAUAAUGAUUCCUGUCCAUUAAUUUUAACCUGGGAUUUGAGGAACUCUAAUGCACCAGAGAAGGUCAUUGAAGGUCACAAAAAGGGUGUUCUAUCAUUGGACUGGUGCAAGCAAGAUGCGAACUUGUUGAUCUCAUGUGGUAAAGACAAUGCUACUAUAUUAUGGAACCCAAUUGAAGGCAAAAAGUUGGUCGAGUAUCCAACUACUGCAAAUUGGGCAUUUAAGUCUAGAUUUGCUCCAUCGGCACCAGAUAUUUUUGCCACGGCUUCAUUUGAUGGUAAGAUUACAGUCCAAACCAUUCAAGACACGUCACCUCCGGUGUCAUCAAAAGUUACUGCCUCCAACAACGAUAAUGACUUUUGGAACGAAAUUUCUGUCACCGAAACUCAGCAACCAGUUUUUGAAGUCAAGCAAGCACCGGGAUGGCUUAAAAAUCCAGUUUCAGUAUCUUUUGGAUUUGGGUCUAAAUUGGUCAGCGUUGAAAGUGUUAAUGGAAAGUCUAUCGUGAAGAUUGAAAAGUAUCUGGCUGGGUUUAAAAAAGAAGGCACCGAUUUUGAAAACUUAAAAAAUGACAAGUACGAGUCUAUCAUUGAAACAAGAUUGAAUGAUGAUACAGUGAAAGGUAAAAAUCAUGCAGACUGGGAAAUUUUGGAGACAUUUUCGAAAAAAGGGAAAGAUGAAUUUUUCGGAAAUGAGGAUGGGAAAGAAGAAAACAAGAUUGAAGAAAACAAGAAAUCAGGAAACGAUAAUGAUUCUCACAAAGAUGCCGGUAUCAACGUAGACGGUGAUGCGGAUUUCUUCGAGCACCUUGGUAAUGGCAAGGUGAAAUCAAGUGAUGACGAUUAUGUUCCUUCUGGAAACUUUUCCAUCUUCCGAUCAAAUGCGUCUGAAGCCGAUAAGAAAUUGAUUAACUUAAUUUUGAGCAACAGGAUUGAAGACGCGGUGGAGUCGUCGUUGGAUCAAAAGAAAUUAGUUGAAGCGUUGGUUUUAGCGUUAGAUGCGUCUGAACAAGUCAAACAAUCUGUGAAAGCCGCUUAUUUCAAGAAGCACAAAGAGGAUAGUUUAGCCAGGAUUAUCUACAAUGUAUCGUCCAAAAACGUUACUGAUCUUGUGGCACAUGCCAAUGUUCGUGAUUGGAAGGAAAUUGCAAAAGGAAUUAAGGCAAUUGCCCCUGACUCUGAAGAGUACAAUGAUAAGAUGUCUGAGUUGGGAGACCGUAUUUUGAACGCAAAUGAUGGAAAUAGGGAGGAUGCCAUUACAUGCUAUUUAGCAGGUGGUGCUUUAGACAAAUUGGCGAAUCUCUGGUUGCAAGAAUUACCAGAGUACGAGUCGGAGUUAUUGAAAUCUGAUGCUACAAAGGUUUCGUCACCUUCUGAAGCACGUUUGCAUGUUUUAACAAAUUUCGUCGAAAAGGUUGCCACUUACAAAUAUCUUUCCAAGAUAGGUGGUGCUAUUGCUGGUCCGCUGGUUGAACCAAUUUCAAAAGCCUUGUUGGAGUUUGUAAAUCUCGUUACCGGCUCUGGUGAGUUUGAAUUGGCCGAAAAAGUUUUACAACUAUUACCUAAUGAACUCGCUAGUGUUGAAAAAGAAAGAAUAUUAAAGGCCACUGGAAAAGCUGUAAAAACUACAUCCGGUACUGGUGUCAACAAGUCAUCUUUGAGGGCUACUUCAAGUGAGCAAAAAGUUCCAAGACAACCUUCUGUUGCCAAAUCUAGAACUCAGUACCCAUCUGCACCCAGUGCUGGAUUACAACAGUUUCAAACUCCUCCAGCUCCUACUCCACAACCAACGGGAUUUCAAUAUGCAACUCCUCCAAUGCCACAACAGGCUCCGACGGCCUUUACGCAACAGGGGUACCCGUCUUCAGUACCUAAGUCAACAAACCCUUACGCCAAAUCGAACCCGUAUGCGCCUACAAACAUCUACAAGGCAGCAUCCCCCGUUUCUACUCCCGCCGCAUUGAAUCCAUCAGGAGUGACUCCCCCACCACCCCCAGCAGGUACGUCUUCGGCCCCUAAAAGCAACAAGCUGGAAACAGAUGGAUGGAAUGAUUUACCAGAAACAUUCAAACCAAAGACAACUGCUCCGCGUAGGGCCGCUGCUGCUGCUGCAGUUGCCACUCCUGCACCUGUUGCUGUAGCCUCUCCAUCCGUGCCUCCAUUACCAAAUCAUUCGAGCCAAACAAGUUUCAAUAACUCCUUUGCCCCACCUAAGAGAACAAUCUCGACCACUGGUUUUGCUCCGCCACCGAAAAGUAGUAGCCGCAGUGCAUCUAGGACUUCAAUUCCAACUCAGCAAGUGCCAUCACCAAAACCUACUCCAACAACAAAGUAUGCUCCACCCCCAGGUACCGAACAGCCUUCACAAGCAGGAAUCCCAAAUUUUGGUGCGCCUCCAACAGCUGCCACUUCCCCUCUUACUGCCAAGAACCCAUAUGCCCCAACGAAUGAACCAGCACCAGCAAAAGUUCCAUUUGCAUCUCCCCCUCCGUUAGCUUUUGGAGCACAGCCAACACCACCUGCUAUGCCACCCAAUAAUCCAUAUGCGCCACCUCCGUCAGUGAAAAAUAGCUCGCCUCAAGUACCUCAUGCAGGAGCACAUGAAGUGGGUUCAAGGUUUGGAGUUGCUGCUCCACCUCAACAACCGUUUGGAAUAAGCCUGGGCACCCCGGCUCAGCCACCUUUUGCAUCAGUUGCACCACCUCCAACAGGUCCCACGCGUCCUCCAGUGUCAGUGAAGGAGCAACCACCGGCAGCCAGCGUCUCCCAGCCAGCUCCGGCACCUGCCAAACACCCUCAAGGUGAUAGAUCGCAUAUCUCUGAUGAUUUGAAACCAAUUUACAGUUCUUUAACCAAUGUCAUUGAAGCAAUAAAACCGAACAUUCCCGAGAAAUUUGCUAAACAUGGUGCUGACAUGGAGCGGAGAUUAAAUAUUUUGUUUGAUCAUUUGAACAAUGAUGAUUUGAGCAAGCCUCUUACUGAUUCUUUGAAAGAGGUUAGUUCAGAGUUGGAGAAUAAGAAGUUUGCUGAGGCAGAAGCUAUCAACGUUGAAAUUGCCACAAACUUUACUGAUGAAUUGGGAAAUUGGCACACGGGUCUCAAGCGUCUCAUUACUAUGGCAGGAGCAAUGUAUUAG